UUCGUGCUGCGCGGAACCGGUAAGUCAUUGGUAACAAAAUUUGGGCUCGCAGAAGUGCACUUUUCGCGACUCGGAAGUAGUCACACAAACCGCACUCGGCAGAAAUAUGGCCCAGCUUAAGAAGAACGGAACAUCGCCCACAGUGAAAGCGUAUCUUAUCAUCUACAAUUCGACGCAGUUGGCUGGAUGGUCGUACAUUUUUGUUCAAUUCGUAGCGCACUUUCUGCUGCAUGGUCAUGGAUUGGACACACUGUGGCGCGAGGUGGGAAGCGCAACCUUCUUUUUUCAAAUGCUUGCUACACUCGAGGUGUUGCACGCAGCUACGGGGAUAGUGCCGAGCAACGUACCAGUGACGUUCCUGCAGGUUUUUGGCCGGUGUAUGGUUGUAGCCGGAGCCAUCAAUGGAACCCCGACCGGCCAGCAAUCACCAGGGCUACCGUUGGCAUUGUUCUGUUGGAGCUUGACCGAGACUAUACGUUACGGCUAUUACGUUGCCCAUCUGUUACUGGCUAGCGUACCAUGGGUACUGGUGUGGCUUCGAUACACUAUCUUCAUUCCCAUGUAUCCAUGUGGAUUCAUCGGAGAACUUCUGUGCGGUUACUGGGCCCAGAGCUACAUUGGUGAAACGAACAUGUGGAGCCUGAAACUGCCAAAUGCGGCAAACUUUACAUUUUCUUUCUACUACUUCAUCUGGAUAAUGGCCAUCGGCUAUCUGCCAAUGUUCCCAAAAAUGUACCUCUACAUGUUUUCACAGCGACGGAAGAUACUUGGAAGGGGAGCUGCUGUUUCUGCGGAGAAAUCUAAUUGAGAGUGAAGUAAUGAAAUGGACGUUUUCACACAGUCAAACUAAUGUAUUGUGUUAAAUAAAUUUUGCUGUUUUUAUUCCUUCAACA
Messenger RNA from Anopheles cruzii, 893 nucleotides. Its product is annotated as very-long-chain (3R)-3-hydroxyacyl-CoA dehydratase hpo-8-like. Gene Ontology annotation, cellular component: endoplasmic reticulum membrane. Bases 107 to 808 code for a protein of 233 amino acids. Gene Ontology annotation, molecular function: 3-hydroxyacyl-CoA dehydratase activity. The record is from RefSeq and is a predicted model, not a curated record. Lineage: Eukaryota; Metazoa; Arthropoda; Insecta; Diptera; Culicidae. Gene Ontology annotation, biological process: fatty acid elongation; very long-chain fatty acid biosynthetic process; sphingolipid biosynthetic process. The transcript is spliced from 3 exons.